AGCCGCGGAGAGCAGCGGUCCGGCGGUUGUGGGCUGCGAGCCGAGAGCGUGAGCGUCGGGGGUCCGGACUGUGCACCGGGCGCCCCGGGGAGUGGGAGCUUCGGGGAGGAGGCAGAACCAGGUCAGCGCUGAGCCCGGCCGGAUGGGCAGCACAGUAGGGCCAGAGCCCGGGGAUCCCCGGGGUGGCUGAGCCGGCCCAUGGCGGCAGGUGCCGGCGCCUUCGCAUGGGCCACCUUCCCUGCCAUGCCCACGAGGCGUGUGUACUGCAGUGCCACGCACCGCGAUGGGCAGCUCUUCGUGCUGGGCGGCUGUGGGGGCGGCGGGAGAGCUCUGGGUGCUGUCGAGGUGCUCGACCUCCUGGCACAGCGUUGGACCACUCUCCCACCACUGCUCACACCGCGGGCUGGCGCCGCUGCCCUCGCCCUGGGCAAGCAGAUCCUGGUCGUGGGUGGUGUGGAUGCGGCGCAGAGCCCCCUCGCCUCUGUCGAGGUCUACCACGUGGAUGAGGGCAAGUGGGAGAAGAAGGCGGCUCUGGCUCAGCCCUCCAUGGGCAUCUCGGCUGUACAGAGAGAUGGGGCUGUCUAUGCAUUGGGGGGAAUGGGUGCAGACACCUCUCCCCAGGCACUGGUUCGCGUCUAUGAGCCGGCAAAGGACCACUGGCAGCCCCUGCCCUCCAUGCCCACUCCUUGCUAUGGGGCCUCCGCCUUCUUGCAGGGCAACAAGAUCUUCGUUCUGGGGGGUCGGCAGGGCAAGCUGCCUGUCACUGCCCUUGAGGCCUUUGACUUGGAGACGAGGAGCUGGACACGCUACCCCAGUGUCCCCAGCCGCCGCGCCUUCGCUGCCUGUGCCAUGGCUGACGGCGUCAUCUUCAGCCUUGGAGGGCUGCAGCAGCCGGGGCCCCACAACUUCUAUUCCCGCCCCCACUUCGUCAACACAGUGGAGAUGUUCGAUCCUACGCAGGGUGCAUGGAGCAAGCCAAGCCGUGCUGUCCGCAUGAGGGAGAAGAGAGCUGACUUCGUGGCUGGCUGCCUGGGAGGAAGAGUGGUGGCUGUGGGUGGCCUCGGGAACCAGUCCUGCCCACUGGUCUCAGUGGAAGGGUUCAGCCUCUCGCAGAAGAAGUGGGAGCCACUGCCCCCCAUGCCCACUGGCCGCUGCUCCUGCUCCAGCUGUCCAGCACCCAGCCUGCUCUUCAUCAUUGGCGGGGUAGCCCAGGGUCCCAGUGGUGCUGUUGAGGCUCUAUGCCUGCGUGAAGCACCCUGAGCAGGGCCCUGAGGACCAGCCUUGGCCGAGCACCAAGUGCCUGAAGACAGGGACAGGGUGUGUAAGCACCUGUGUGUGCGGGUGACCUGGCCUUGGGGAGCCACCAUCCUGUGACGCUGGGUGCAGAAGCAGUCAAGGUUCCUCACCGUGCUUCAGAAAUUCCUCUUGGCUCCUGCACUGCUGUGAUAAUGGAGCCCAGGGCAAGAAUCCUGCCUGAUGGAAGGGCUGUGGCUGGCAGCAUGGAGGGAGCAGUGGCGGCAGGACUGUCACUGGCCAUGCUGCCCUGUCUGGCCCUGCCAUGCUGCAGCGUGUCCGUGCCAUGUGUGUAGCAGUGAGUGCUGUGUCGUCAUAGACCCAGUUGAUGUCUCAUGUAGCACAGAGGUGCCCUGUAGCUCAGUGCCUAGGAGGUGAUGUAGCACCUCAAAUAAAUGAAAGACA
This is a messenger RNA of Dryobates pubescens (Downy woodpecker), 1698 nucleotides long. RefSeq names its product kelch domain containing 8B (gene KLHDC8B). Gene Ontology annotation, molecular function: protein binding. The record is from RefSeq and is a predicted model, not a curated record. The transcript is spliced from 6 exons. Lineage: Eukaryota; Metazoa; Chordata; Aves; Piciformes; Picidae. The coding region runs from base 199 to 1260 and encodes 353 amino acids.